Neoarius graeffei (lesser salmon catfish) is the source of this 1310-nucleotide messenger RNA. RefSeq names its product phosphate cytidylyltransferase 1B, choline a (gene pcyt1ba). Gene Ontology annotation, molecular function: choline-phosphate cytidylyltransferase activity; phosphatidylcholine binding. Lineage: Eukaryota; Metazoa; Chordata; Actinopteri; Siluriformes; Ariidae. The record is from RefSeq and is a predicted model, not a curated record. Gene Ontology annotation, biological process: CDP-choline pathway. Bases 55 to 1086 code for a protein of 343 amino acids. The transcript is spliced from 8 exons.
UGAGUCAGAGACAGGUGGAUCCGUGGGCCUUUGUCUCUGGAGCCUCGGGUGAAGAUGGAGGAGCUGGAACACACCUGCCCUCAUCCUCGGACGACUCUCACAGAACCCGCCAUAUUUGCCCAGGAGACGAGCUGUGAGUGUCGAGCACCCCAUGAGAAGCUGAGUGUUGAACAAGCUCGACUUGGCACUCCCGUGGACAGGCCGGUGCGCGUCUACGCAGAUGGGAUUUUUGAUCUUUUCCACUCCGGCCACGCCCGAGCACUGAUGCAGGCCAAGAAUCUCUUCCCCAACACGUACCUGAUAGUCGGAGUUUGCAGCGAUGAACUCACUCACAAGUACAAGGGCUUCACGGUGAUGACGGAGGAGGAGCGGUACGAAGCGUUACGGCACUGUCGCUACGUGGACGAGGUGGUGCGAGAUGCACCCUGGACCCUCACACAGGAGUUCCUGGAGAAACACAAGAUUGACUUCGUGGCGCAUGAUGACAUCCCGUACUCCUCGGCUGGAUCUGAGGACGUGUACAAACAUAUAAAGGAGGCAGGGAUGUUUGUGCCUACUCAAAGGACAGAAGGGAUCUCCACGUCCGAUCUGAUCACUCGUAUCGUGAGAGAUUACGACGUUUACGCCAGACGCAACCUGGAGCGAGGAUACACGGCCAAGGAGCUGAACGUCAGCUACAUCAACGAGAAGAAGUACCGUCUGCAGAACCAGGUGGACCGGAUGAAGGAGAAGGUACGGACGGUGGAGGAAAAAUCCAAACACUUUGUAUACCGCGUGGAGGAAAAGAGCCACGACCUUAUCCAGAAAUGGGAGGAGAAAUCGCGCGAGUUUAUCGGGAACUUCCUGGAACUCUUCGGUCCUGAUGGCACGUGGAAGCAGAUGUUUCAGGAGCGCAGUGGUCGUAUGAUCCAGGCGUUCUCUCCUCACGGUUCUCCUAGCAGUAGUCCUCCCAGGGAUUUCUCUCCAUCUCGCUCUCCCUCUCCUCCUUCCCGCUGGGCCAUGCCGAGAACCUCGCCGCCGUCUUCUCCCAAAGGUGCCUCGGCUUCCAUCAGCAGCAUGAGCGAAGGAGAUGAGGACGAGAAGUGAGGACGAGGACGGACUCACCCACCCAAAACACACCAUUCUUCUAUACCUGUCCACUCCAGCAGUGACGAGCUUCUCUUCACGGGGGGUGGGGGACCCAAAACAUGUAAAUACGCUGUAUGCAAUAUGAGAUCGAUCAUGUCCUCUUGAUCUUUUCUGGUUUUUAACGAGUUCAUAUGAAAGCCAUUGAUUUAUUCUCUUUAGUCGAGAGGAGAUGCAGGUGAGGA